AUGAAAGUGACUGUGUGCUUCGGCAGGACCAGCAUCGUGGUGCCCUGCAAGGAGGGCCAGCUGCGCGUCCGCGAGCUCACGCAGCAGGCGCUGCAGCGGUACCUAAAAACCCAGGAGAAGGAUCCUGGCUACUGGGUGAAGAUUCAUCACUUAGAAUACACAGAUGGAGGAAUCCUGGAUCCAGAUGAUGUUUUGGCAGAUGUCGUGGAAGACAAAGAUAAGCUGAUUGCUGUGUUCGAGGAACAAGCACCACUUCACAGGAUUGAGAGCCCCAGUGGAAACCUGGCGGAUCAGCAGGGCCCAGAGGCCUUGGAGAGGGACGUGGCUGCCCAGCUGGCUACAUUUAAACCGAUUGGUGGGGAAAUAGAAGUAACGCCUUCUGCUCUGAAAUCAGGCACUCCACUGUUGGUGCGGAGAAGCAGUGACCCAGCACCUGGCCCACCUGCUGAUGUCCAGCCAAGUGCUUCACACCCCAGUGGCCAGAGUUUGAAACCUGUUGUUCUAGAUUCCUCACAGAACAUGGAAGACAGAGAAGUUAUGAAUGGUGUACAGACAGAAUUCCUGACAUCGCCAAAAACUAAAGAUGCAUUAAGUGAUAUGACAAGAACAGUGGAGAUUUCUGGGGAAGGAGGACCUUUGGGAAUACAUGUAGUGCCCUUCUUUUCAUCUCUGAGUGGAAGGAUUCUAGGACUCUUCAUCCGUGGCGUUGAAGAAAACAGCAGGUCCAGGAGGGAGGGACUGUUCCAUGAAAAUGAAUGCAUUGUAAAAAUCAACAAUGUGGAUCUUGUAGACAAAACCUUUACUCAAGCUCAAGAUGUCUUCCGUCAGGCAAUGAAAUCCCCAAGUGUGCUUCUCCAUGUGCUUCCACCCCAAAACCGUGAAGAGUAUGAAAAAUCAGUCAUUGGACCUCUUAAUAUCUUCGGUAACAAUGAUGGCAUUUUGAGAGCAAAGGUGCUGCCUCCUGCCCAUGGAAAACCGGGAAUAAAAACAGUAAAUCAGACAGAAACAAGUAGUCCUGAGGCAGAAGCAUCACCUUCCCUGCAACCAAACAAGAGCCCCCGAAUCUCGAGACAAGGAAGAAAGCCAUCCUCUCCCUCGCUCUCCCCUCUCAUGGGGUUUGGCAGCAAGAAAAAUGCAAAGAAAAUUAAGAUUGACCUAAAGAAAGGUCCUGAAGGACUUGGUUUCACUGUGGUUACCAGAGACUCUUCCAUACAUGGUCCUGGGCCUAUUUUUGUGAAAAACAUUUUACCAAAGGGAGCAGCCAUAAAAGAUGGCCGUCUGCAAUCGGGGGACAGAAUUUUGGAGGUAAAUGGCAGAGAUGUCACUGGACGAACACAGGAGGAGCUCGUGGCCGUGCUGAGGAGUACCAAGCAGGGAGAAACAGCAUCACUGGUCAUUGCCCGGCAACAAGGAAAUUUUCUUCCCCGAGAGCUGGAUGGUCGCCUGCGAGUAAAUGACCAACUGAUUGCAGUUAAUGGAGAAUCUCUUUUGGGAAAGUCCAACCAUGAAGCUAUGGAAACACUUAGGCGAUCAAUGUCCAUGGAAGGAAACAUACGAGGGAUGAUCCAGUUGGUGAUUCUGAGGAGACCAGAGAGGCCUAUUGAGGAGCCUACAGAGAGUGGGGCAUUUUCCAAGCCAUGCUUUGAGAACAGUCAAAACACUGCAGGCACCAUCAGGAGAGAUGACUGUAAUAGCACGCUGCAUCCAUUUGGCAGUUACAGUCCACAAGACAAGUGGAAAGAACUAUUGCUUCCAAAUGAUGGAUGGACAGAGAGUGAAGUACCACCUUCUCCACCACCACAUCCUGGUCUGGAAUUGGGCCUUGAAGAUUACAGCCACAGCUCUGGAGUGGAUUCGGCAGUAUAUUUUCCAGAUCAACACAUCAACUUCAGAUCUGUGACACCGGCCAGGCAGCCUGAAUCAAUUAAUCUGAAAGCCUCGAAGAGCAUGGACCUUGUGCCAGAUGAAAGCAAAGUCCACUCAUUGGCUGCACACAAAUCGGAAUCUCCAGGCAAAGAUUUUGGUCCAACUCUGGGCUUGAAAAAAUCCAGUUCCUUAGAAAGUCUGCAGACUGCUGUCGCUGAGGUCAGAAAGAACGAACUUCCUUUCCACAGGCCCCGGCCACACAUGGUUCGUGGCCGCGGCUGCAACGAGAGCUUCCGAGCAGCCAUUGACAAAUCCUACGAUGGGCCUGAAGAAUUUGAAGGUGACAGUCUGUCUGAUAAGAGCUCUCACUCUGGCCAAGGAGCUCUGAAUUGUGAAUCUGCCCCUCAGGGGAACUCUGAGCUAGAGGACAUGGAAAAUAAAGCCAGGAAACUCAAAAAACCCAAAGAGAAGGAAAAGAAAAAGGAAAAGGGCAAGUUGAAAGUCAAGGAGAAAAAGCGAAAAGAGGAAAAUGAAGAUCCAGAGAGGAAAAUAAAGAGGAAAGGAUUUGGCGCCAUGCUGAGAUUUGGGAAGAAAAAAGAAGAUAAAGGUGGAAAGGCCGAGCAGAAAGGUGCUGUGAAGCAGGGUGGCCUGAGAGAAGAGGAGCUACAGAAGAUGAAAGAGGAACGUGAAAGGAUUGGAGCAAAACAUCAGGAGCUAAGGGAAAAGCAGGCAAGAGGUCUUGUUGAUUACACUACCGGUGCAUUUGGAUCAGUACAUGAUAUGGACGAUGAUGAAAUGGACCCCAAUUACGCCAGAGUGAACCAUUUCCGGGAGCCAUGUACGUCAGCAAGUGUCUAUAGGUCUCCAUCUCCACCUCGUCCUGGACCACUUGGCUACCCUCGGGAUGGACGUCCACUGUCUCCAGAAAGGGACCACUUAGAGGGUCUCUAUGCCAAGGUCAACAAACCCUACCAUCCACCGGCUCCAGCUGACAGUGGCCGUCCCACAGGUGGAAGCUCUGACCGUAUCCAGAAGUUGCGGAAGGAGUAUCAUCAGGCUCGAAGGGAAGGUUUUUCUCUAUAUGAAGAUGAUGAAGGAAGAGCAAGAUCUGACUAUGACUUCCACUGGGUGUCUGGAAAGGGUCCAGAUGGGAAUGCACACAACCUCCACUUGGAAGGGAUGGAGAGACAGUACGCAUCCUUACCCAGGGGAGGACCUGUGGAUCCUGUAGACUAUCUGACAGCUGGACCUCGAGGGCUCUACAAGGAAAGGGAGCUUCCUUACUACCCAGGGCCUCACCCUGUGCAUCCUCCAAAAGGGGGCUAUCCCCGCCUCCCGGAUCUGAGGGUCACAGAUCUCCGGUAUCCUCAGUAUUACCCACCCCCGCCAGCCCCCCAGCACAAAGGACCCUUCCGACAAGAUGUUCCACCUUCCCCUCCUCAGCACCACAGAGCACCAGCCUACCAGGAAAUAGGCAGACCAGGCCCCCAUGGGGGCAGCCCAGACCAGUACCCUUAUCGAACCCAGGAUCCUCGACAGAAGAACCCCAUGACUGCAGCCGUAUAG
Molecule: messenger RNA, 3432 nt
Organism: Orycteropus afer afer
Lineage: Eukaryota; Metazoa; Chordata; Mammalia; Tubulidentata; Orycteropodidae
Source: RefSeq, a predicted model, not a curated record